This is a messenger RNA of Colias croceus (clouded yellow), 1227 nucleotides long. RefSeq lists its product as uncharacterized. Lineage: Eukaryota; Metazoa; Arthropoda; Insecta; Lepidoptera; Pieridae. The record is from RefSeq and is a predicted model, not a curated record. Bases 580 to 1227 code for a protein of 215 amino acids. The transcript is spliced from 5 exons.
UGUAGUCAACCGGUUGCCGCUUUAGUGGAUAUCACCGCUCGAAUAUAAUUUUUUUUUUUCAUAAUUUUUUAAUUACGUUGCCGUUGUUGUUUUGGUUAAUUUGAUUAUGUUUUUGCAUUGAUAUUGGAGUAGAAUUUGAAUUUAUUGUAAUUAGAACGCAGCUAAUUUGUUUAUGUAAGGCGGUUUUCAUCGCUUUGAUAUGACAUGUUUGAUGUUGAAUGAACGUAAUUUGUACAAAACUACCCUCAAAUUUUUAAUAUUUCUAACCAUGUUGUCAAACUAGUAAACUGCAUUUAAUUAAAAUAUAACGAGUAAACAUUUUUGUUCUUUGUUGGUUGAGCGAUUUAUUUAGACGAUUUUGUAGGCGAGGUGGUGUUACAUAUUUGUUACUAAGUAUCCAAUAAGGUUAUUAACAAAAUCUAAUCGCAACGCUACGACAAGAAAGUAUCUUACUGGAAGUGAAGAAUAACAUAUUGGAAAAAAGUGGAUAAAUUUCGUACAUUCAAUGAGAACCAAUACAUAACAGUCAAAUCUCUACCAAAAUGCAGCGUGCUCGACAAUGACUGCUUGAAGAACGUUAUGCUAAAGAAGCUCAACAAUCCUGGCUUGCCAAGUUUCAACGUACUACCAUUUGACCCUAUUUAUUUGAGUUAUAUUACUGUUAAUUUACCAAAUAUGGUCAAUGUUAGCAUUAACAAGGCCGCUUUAACAGGUGUCAAGAAUUGUGUUUAUCAAAGUUUCGCCAUUGAUUCAACGGAGGGUUUGGCGAAAGAAGAAGUUCGCUGCAACCUGACGCUGAAAGGUGGCUACACGGCCGACGCGCCCAACUCCGUAUUAGCAGCUGACUUCCAGACUGACCAGGACCUGCACGGCCAAGGGACUGGACAGAUUAGCGUUGUUAACCUAUACAUGAAAAUUGAAUUGCCGUUUCAUUUCGAAAAACGCGGGAACAACAUAUUCAUCGUCUGCUCAUACAAUGAAGGAAAAUGUGACUAUGAUUACCAGGGCUCAGUGGUAUUUGCUGCUGACAAUCUUUACGUUGGUGACAAAAAUAUAGCUGCCGACGUUGUCAGUUAUUUGAAUGAAAACUGGAAACAAUCAUCAUUUGUUCAAACAUUUAUCGAAGAGUAUUUGAAAAUCUAUUUCGCUUACAGCAAGAGAUUUUUGGAGGGCGUGCCCACAAAAUAUUACAUCACCGAUGACUUGACUAACUACAUUCAAAACUAA